AUAGACAACGGCAUUGUAAAACUUACGUUAACAAAGCCGACAGGCUUGAUGGCUGGACUUGCUUACAAAGGAGUCAAAAAUAUCUUGGAACGUCGCAAUAAAGAAACACAAAGAGGGUAUUGGGACAUUAUGUGGAGCAGGCCAGAUCAGCACAAAAAAAGCCGUUUCGACACUUGCAGUAUGCAAGCAACAAGGUUUAGGGUUAUAGAACAAACUGAAGAUCAAAUAGAGGUUUCAUUCUCUUCCACGUGGCGUGUCUCCCAUGGUGAAAAUUUAGUUCCUCUCAACAUAGACAGGAGGUUUAUAAUUCUGCGUGGAGUUUCCGGUUUCUACUCGUAUUCGAUAUUCGAACACGAAGAAGGAUGGCCUGCUCUUAAUAUCGACGAAGCAAGAAUCGCGUUCAAGCUCGAUAAGGACAUGUUCCGUUACAUGGCUAUUUCGGACAAGAGGCAGAGGAUUAUGCCAACGGCUACCGACAGAAAACGAGGCCACGAGCUUAGUUACAGAGAAGCAGUUUUAUUAUCAAACAGUACCAGUAACCCUAGACUCAAAGGAGAGGUGGACGACAAGUACCAAUACUCGAGUGACAACAAGGACAGCCACGUGCACGGUUGGAUAAGCAACCGGCCCCACGUAGGAUUCUGGGUGAUUACACCAAGUGACGAGUUUCGAGCGGCUGGGCCCGUUAAACCGGAUCUUACAUCUCAUGCGGGCCCCACUUCCUUAGCCGUGUUCUUUAGUGACCAUUAUGCCGGUGCAAAUUACGGAAUUAGAUUACGCGACGGUCAGCCUUGGAAAAAGGUCUUUGGCCCCGUUUUCGUGUACGUAAACUCGGAUUCGGGCAAUAACCACACCACACUUUGGGAGGACGCAAAAAGAAAGAUGUCGGAAGAAACGGAGAAAUGGCCUUAUGAUUUCCCAAAGUCAAAAGAUUAUCCACAUGCAAAUGAGCGUGGGACCAUUCGCGGUCGUUUACUUGUCCGUGAUAGGUACAUCGAACGAGACCUAAUGCCAGCUAAAUCAGCUUAUGUGGGAUUAGCUCGACCUGGCGAUGUCGGAUCUUGGCAAGAUGAUUAUGAGGGCUACCAAUUUUGGACAAAAACCGAUGAAACGGGAUACUUCACAAUAAGAGGCGUUCGACCGGACACUUACAACUUGUACGCAUGGGUUCCGGGAAUUAUUGGCGACUUCAAACACAAAAACGAAGUUAUUGUUCGAAAAGGAAAUGAAAUUCACAUAGGUGAAAUUAUAUACGAUCCUCCAAGAAACGGUCCAACUAUAUGGGAAAUCGGAAUUCCUGAUCGAACGGCUUCUGAAUUCUUCAUACCUGAUCCAGCUCCCGGGCUUAUGAACAAACUAUACAUCAACAAUGAAAAAUUUAGGCAAUACGGAUUAUGGGACCGAUACACGGAUUUAUAUCCUAACAAAGAUCUGAUUUACACCGUUGGAGAAAGCGAUUACCGCAAAGAUUGGUUCUUUGCCCAUGUUACUAGGAAAAUAAACAAGAAAAACUACACAGGUACCACAUGGCAAAUCCAAUUUGAUGUAAGAAAAGUCAUCACUACAGCAUCAUACACUCUCAGGAUUGCUCUUGCAUCUGCUAACUUUGCCGAAAUACAGGUAAGGGUUAACAAUCCGCCAGCAAGGCGUCCACUUUUUUCGACGGGUCGAAUAGGAAAAGACAAUGCAGUAGCAAGACAUGGAAUUCAUGGGAGAUAUUAUCUUUACGGUGUUAGUUUACCGGGUUUUCAGCUUCAAAACGGAAGAAAUAUAAUUUAUUUAAGACAAUCACGAGGUUUAACUCCUUUCGUUGGAGUAAUGUACGAUUAUAUUCGUCUCGAGGGACCGCCCGACGAAGAUUACUAUUAGGCUUCAUCAUGAAUUUCACAAUUGAUCAUCACAGAAAUGUGUAUAUAUAAAGUGAUUUUUUUUCUUCUUGGUGGCAUAAAGGUAAAAUAUAGCUGAGAUAAUUAAAAUUUGAUUUUUUUUUCCCAUUUAUUUAGACAAUGAGAACAAAUUG
Messenger RNA from Erythranthe guttata (spotted monkey flower), 2020 nucleotides. Lineage: Eukaryota; Viridiplantae; Streptophyta; Magnoliopsida; Lamiales; Phrymaceae. The record is from RefSeq and is a predicted model, not a curated record.